Messenger RNA from Dissoconium aciculare CBS 342.82, 672 nucleotides. RefSeq lists its product as uncharacterized. The record is from RefSeq and is a predicted model, not a curated record. The transcript has a single exon. Lineage: Eukaryota; Fungi; Ascomycota; Dothideomycetes; Mycosphaerellales; Dissoconiaceae. The coding region runs from base 189 to 593 and encodes 134 amino acids.
CUCUCACCCUCUUUCGCACUCUUGUUCCUCCCACACGACACACAACACACGACACACGACACACGAUAUACCCACAUACGUACACCCACCCUCAUCACCUACUCGGGACUAAUCCAUCUGCACAUCCACCACCGUAACCGCAUCCAGUUGGACUCGGACAUGACCGACCAUCCUGCUCCUGCUGCUGUAUGCGCCAACCCCAAACUCUCCCUUCGGUCGGGACGCGUCUGCCUUUCCGAUGCAGCUUCUCGUCGAGGGAAAACAACACUCGGGCGGCCUGUUCGUGGCGGGCAGAGGAUGAUGGCCUGCUCGUCUCCGUACAUGGAUCUAACGCGCCUCCGCUCCCUCGGAAUCGUCACAUCCUCCACUACCACCACCACCACCACCACCACCACCAUGUCAUGACCACCCACUACCUACCGGUCAUGGUUCUGUCUGAUCGAAGAAGGCACACGGAACGUUUCGAAUCAUUCCUCACCCAAGAAUUGUCAUCGCUCUCUCUCUCUCUCUCUCUCUCCUCACAUGAGCGUCCCCUCACCACCGCUUGCCGGGAACGUGCCUGGCAAUUACCACGCCGCAUUUGCUUCGUCUGACGUGAUCGUCGACCUCUCUGGUCGAGGUCGCAUGUUGGCGCAGAGUACCGGUCACAUCUUCCACCACACACCCGCCGCC